AUGUCUAGUAACCAAUCGUUUGAUGAAACUACUGACGGUAAGAAUACUGAAGAUGGAGAGGAUAAUACAACAGGAACUUUGCCUAUUACAUCUUACUUUACUUCUUGUAAAAGACCUACAGAAAAAAGUUCAAACCAAAAUGUAAUGCAAAAAAAAAAAGUAAGCCCGAAAGCAGUUGG
Messenger RNA from Dentiscutata erythropus, 179 nucleotides. NCBI's taxonomy places the organism in Eukaryota, Fungi, Glomeromycota, Glomeromycetes, Diversisporales, Gigasporaceae. The record is from the annotation of a GenBank genome assembly.